GAGAACAUAUUCAUAAUCAGGUCCAUCAUGUUUAGCACGAGACUGACUGAGAACCCCACAUCCUUAGCCUUGAAUGUAGCAUUUCAGAAGCAAAUCGGUGAUGUUUCCGAAGAUUAUCAAGGAUCUUACCUGUUCAUUUCAAGUCAUUCUGAAGCCAUCAACAUUGAGAGAAUUGCUAAUGACAUAAUAGAUGUGGUGUUCACAAACUCAAGAUAUAGACUAGUAGCUUGUAGCAACAGUGAAACAUUGAGUAAUGCCGAGUGUCGGUGUAAACCUGGAAAUGAGCAAGAAUGCAUUGCAUGUCCAUUAGGUCAGUUUAGAUCAGGUGAAGAUUGCCAGCCAUGUCCUGAAAACACUGCCUUUCCUCUGCAACCUUCACAUAUCUGCCCUUGUAAAGUGGGCUACUUCAGAAACACUGCGAGCCAUCCCGACAGAGUCCAGUUUGAAGACCCCAUUAACGAGGAAGCCAGUCACAAGUGUACAAAGCCACCCAGUGCUCCACAGAAUGUGUCAAUCGUCGUAACAAACACUACCCUAACUGUUAGCUUGUCACAACCUGUUGAAGACGGUGGGAGGACUGAUCUCUACUAUCAGGUGGAAUGGAGUGGCAGUAACCCACUUGAGCUCUCUGGCAGUGUCUACGUCAGUGGGUCGUCAAGGACUAGAACAUUCACUGGUCUCAAACCGUUCACAAAGUACUGUGUUAGGGUGACUGCCCACAACGGAGUCAGUGACCAGGAUCAUCUGGGGUUGAGUCUCAGGAGAGUGAUGGAGUGUGCCGUUACUCUACCUGCUGUGCCUAGUGUAGUGACUGGUGUGCAGGGAGCAUAUCCGUAUGUGGUGUGGAACCCUCCAGAGGAGCCAAACGGAAUCAUCACCAAUUACUCCCUGACCUUCACUUGCUGUGGAUCGAAAAAUACAAUAACUACUAUCAAUGAUUGGCCCUUCUAUGUCGUUCAACCGUCUGAUUGCCCCUGCUCGUCAGAGUCCAUCAAUAUAACAGUCUCUGCGGUAAACAGUGUUGGAAAGGGGCUUCCAUCUGAAUAUUUCAAUCUUUUAUCUCCAUGUUCAACUCCAUCUCUACCUACUGUCCGUAACGAGAUAUGCCAGCUACCUUGUGUCAAUGGAAUGUGCAAUACCACCACUGGAGACUGUGACUGCUCUCCUGGAUAUACUGGUGUUGUCUGUGAUGAAGAUAUACGGGAGUGUGAGGACAAUAACGGAGGCUGUGAUCACAUCUGCACUGACUUUCCCGGUGGCUACAACUGUUCAUGCAAACCUGGGUUCACUCAACUUACCUCAAAUGGAAGCUCUUGCCAAGACACUGAUGAGUGCGGGGGUGGGAGCCAUGACUGCAGUCAGAUCUGUGUCAACACUCCUGGAUCAUACAACUGCAACUGUCAGCGUGGCUUUCAGCUAGUCGGUGGCACAGAGUGUGAAGAUUUGAAUGAAUGUGAAGCCUUUCCUAAUGGUUUUUGCAAUCAAGUGUGUGUUAACACUGAGGGAUCUUCUCACUGUGACUGUAGAGAGGGAUACCGCCUGUUUGGAUCGUCUUUCUGCACAGAUAUUGAUGAGUGCAGUGAAGGGAUUGAUACAUGCAGUAAGAUUGGACCCACACCGGCUCGCUGUAUCAACACUGAAGGGAGCUACAGGUGUACAUGUGAUGAGUAUAUUGGGUACCGUUUGUCUACCAGUGGUACCACUUGUGAAGAUGUGGAUGAAUGUGCUGAAGGACCGUUCCUCUGUACAGAGACCUGUAUGAACACACCUGGUUCCUACAGCUGCUCUUGCCCUGGAGGAUAUGAUCUUGAUGUGGAUCAAAUAUCCUGCAGAGAUAUUGAUGAGUGUAUAAACAUGAAUGGUGGCUGCCAGCAUUCCUGUACCAACACACCUGGCAGCUUCAGAUGUAGCUGUGAGCAGGGAUAUAGGCUGUUGGAUGAUGGAUUACAGUGUGAAGCUCUCAGUUGUGAUCCGGUUCUUGAAGCUCCACUGAAUGGUGAAAUGGAGUGUGACAGACAGACAGUGGGUGGGACUUGCAGGUUCACCUGUGACGAGGGCUACACUCUGAGAGGCUCAGACAGUCGGACAUGUCUCCCCUCCCUCCAGUGGAAGGAACCUCCUGCCAUAUGUGACCCUCCAAUGUGCCCUCACCUCACUCCUCCUGAAAAUGGAUUUGUGUCGUUCCCAUGUACCAGAGAGGAGGGCCAUCUGUGUCAUGUUGUGUGUGCCCAUGGCUACAGCUUAGUGGGUCCAAGCAGUCAGACAUGUAGAAAGGAUAACAUGGGCAGUCUUGUGUGGAGUGAUGGACCACAGUGUGUGGAGAGUGGUCUAUGUUACCCAAAUCCUUGUCUGAAUGGAGGAUAUUGUAUCGAGGCUGGCACUGAGUUUAGAUGUGUGUGCAAUGGAACUGCAACUGGUUAUGGUGGACAGACUUGUGGAGCAGUUAUUGUAUACUUCCCACCAAUCCCACCAGUGACUGAUGGAGUAUUUAUUCCGAUCGUGCUGUACACCAAUGUUAAUGAACUCCCUGAUGGAUUUGUUGACAGACAAAGAGUAGAUGUUAAACUUCCCAACCAGGAGAAAUUGCGGGCAAUAGUAGAUAUAGAAAGACGAGAAAGGAAUCCAACAAGUGUAAGAGGUGCAAUAGGUGUACUCACACUUAGUCUGCCAUCGAAUACUGACCGAGUCAUCUAUCUGCCAAGCGAGAGAAAUGUAUUAGUAACUGGAGGAUAUAAUAACGAGAGACCAUCGUAUUUUGAACAGUUAAAUCUCACAAGAGGACAGCUGCAGCCAAGUUGUUGCAGUGCAGAUGAUCAUGUCACACUAUCCUGUCCUGGAGACUCCACUCAGACAAUAUCACUGCUAUCACCAUGUCAGUGGACUACCACUGUUAAGGGUGUUACAAGAACAGAUGCUGGUGUUAUUUUUGUUCAGAGUAGUAACCUAUCUCUGCCAACUUCUCUUUCCAGCUUCAGAUACAGAGAUGUUUCUGGACGUUACACCAAUAACAUAAGGCUAGAAAUUGGUAACUGUGUAGCUUGCCAUGAAUGCAGCAGUACCAAUAGCCAUUGCUCCUGUUAUGAUCACACACCAGAUGACACUGUGGAGUUUCUCCAAGCUAGAGCCUUGGCCUUCACUUACAUAAAUCAAAUCCAGACAUUACUUCCAUCCUGGUUGGAGCUGUUUGUGGAUUUAGAGUUGUCGUUAGAGUCGAUUGCACCAACUAAAAACGACUUGUUUGCACCAGUCACUCGACCCAGUGAGCAAAUUUCCUCAUUUGAAGGUUGUGACAAACUAACAAACCUGGAAGGUAGUAGGUAUUCAGUGUUGAGAUAUGACAAAACUCUAUCAGCAGUGAUAGAUGGCCAGAGAUAUGACUACAGAGAGGACAAUGAGACUGGGACCACUGGAGAUGUCAUGUGUUUUGCAGUUGACUUGUGUCAUGAAUCAGAGUCUCCAGUUCACAUGCAGAUCUCCCAGCCAAUCAAUGACAUUCUAGUCUACCAGUAUCUCCGUGGGUUCACUGACAGACAGUGGAAGAUUCUCCUCAAUACUGUGUCAGUCUUCAAACAGUCUGUUACUCAAAGUAGUCGAUCUAUAUUUUGGAAUGGAGUGGAAAUGAUCCUUUUCCCUGACAUAGAGACUGAUGUUUCAGUUAAUGGAUAUCUUUUAUCCAAAUUUCAUGAUGAUAUGAUCAAUAUGGAGGUUGAGUUUAAUGGAGAUGCUUCACUCAACUAUACAAAGCGAGAGGGACUACUCAAUGGAGAAGUUACAUUGCAGGUAACCAGCAUGAUUGCUGGAAAUAGACAAAUCUUUAAAAUCAGCAGCCCAAGGAGCACAGAGGCCUAUGUUCACAUUGGAAAUGUUGAUCCUUGCAAUAAUAAAGGAUAUGGACUUUCAUUCACAGCAAGUUACCAGCCACAACCUGGUGAGCUGUUCUUCACGCGACUUCUUCGAUUCACUGAAAUCACUCAGAGCUGUAGCUUCAGUGCCUUCUUGCCAAUAACCAGCGACUACAGAGCUCUUGGUCUCAGUCUACACACUGAGUGUCCUCUUCUUGCUAUUGGACACCUUAUCUUGCCUGAAAUGUCCCACACCAUCACCUUCAUUGGAUCAGAGAAUCCUAACUGCUUCACCAGUAACUUCCUUAAAGUUCCAGACCCAGCUCUUGUGAUUGAAUCUGAGUUGGUCAACAAUUGCUUGCCUCUUGGGAACAUCAUUGAACUUCAGGCCAACUCUACAGGUCCUGAUGUAGUGACUGUCUUUGGAAGAGAGGAUUCCGGACCAGUCUCUCAGUUUCAUUCAGUACAAGUGACUCUGUUUGGAGGAGUGUUUGAGUAGAGGCCACCGUCAGGAAUGAUCAGCUGACAAUCUCCACCAGUAGUGGUAGUGUGUUUGGCUAUCCAGCUGAGCUGACCAUCACUGCACCUUCCAACAAGACUGACUGGCAGGACCUGGAAUUGACUGUGGAUGGCUCUCUACUCCCAGGCAAUGGCAGCUUCAUGCAGAAACUGAGUAAAGCUGUUACAAGAAAACUGCAGAACCUUGCUCAAUCAGCAAAUUCACGACGAGAAGUAGCUCAGAUGUCUCUUCAUCAGUCAGAAGAGAGGCUGCUUGCAUGUGAGGAACGAUACAACCAGACAGUUGCAAAUUUGUCCGUGGCUGAACAAAAGAGAGAUGCUGCUAGUAAAAACCUUGGAAUAGCCACAAUGAGCUAUCGAGAGGUAGAGCAGCAGUUGAAUGACAGUCAAGAUCAGCUACAGGACAGUGACAAAUUGUGCACUGAAGAGAUUUGUAUGGAUGUUUGUAUGCCUGGAGUAGUGUGCAGGAGCUGCUCCAAACCUACCUUCAUACGAAAGACUGUCAACAAUUGCAUUGUCAGAGUCUUUAACUCUUUAGUCGAAAGCACAUGUUGUGAGAAUGUGCCGUGUGCUGUGAGAGCACCAGAUCCCUCGUGUAUUGCAAGGAAUGAAAUGUGUGGAGCCAUGCAGCACCAGAGUGCUGUAGACAGUUUACAGAACAGGAGAGACGUGUUUCAGGAGUUUCUUGAAGCUCAGAGGAACCUGUCUUUGGCCAAAGCUGCACAUAAGAAGGCAGGAGAUGAGCACAGCAUAUACGAGAAUAGGGCGCGACAGCUGGUUGUGAUGUUAGAAAAACUUCAAGAUGCACACAAUAAUUCCCUGACAGUUUAUGAAAGAACACUGGAAAGUGUUGAACCUCUGCUGAGACUCUUUGGAAAUCGACCAUGGCAAUGGGUAUCAGAAUGUCUUUAACAUCAAUCAUGUCACAUUCAAUACGAAAUUAACCAACAGUCCAACAUCCUUGGCCUUCAAUGUGGUGUUUCAGAAUCUGAUAGACAACAGUGGAACUGAGUACCGAGAAUCAUACCUGUACAUUUCAACACAACCAGAAGCAGUCAACCUUGAAAGAAUGGGCGAUGACAUAAUAGACACAGCAUUCAUUGGAGACUCCAAGCGAAGCAUGUUGCCACAGACAAGGCUGAGGAGACAGACAGCAGCAGCAGCUGCGGCAGGAACAGAAGGAACCUGAAAACUGACUUCAUUCAUCAUUGAGUGAUUGCUGACAGUUGUGCUGAUCAUUGUAGCUAUGUAGUUUUAAUUAAAGGACCAUGCAAUUUGUGCAUGCCAUUUCAGGUUUCUAUUGUGUCGAUUUUGAUUUUGAUCAGCAUGUAGUUGUUACGAAUGUGGCUGUGAGAUUAU
Molecule: messenger RNA, 5720 nt
Organism: Geodia barretti
Lineage: Eukaryota; Metazoa; Porifera; Demospongiae; Tetractinellida; Geodiidae
Source: the annotation of a GenBank genome assembly